AUGGGCAACUGCGUUCCUCCUCGUUCGGAAAUGACUGAAUUAGUCGUCUCGCCGAGCGAAAUUAAUCGUUCCAGUCUAUCCAGCAUUCUCACGCAUGACACAUGGACCGCAGGAGAAGUAGAUGAUUCGACGGAAAAUUGGGGCAUGAAUGGUGCUGAUAUAGAUCAGUCGGGGACAAGAAGUGUGUCGGUGAGCCUACCUUCAUCAUCGCCUUUGUUCAUUUUGGAAACUGGAUUAAGCGUCAUCUCCAAACCGAUUCCAACCAUGCCUGAACAGCUUUCCAAUCGAUUUAUUCCUCAGGAAAUAGACAACCUACAAACGGAUCUAAACUUUGAUUUAGCAGUUCAGAGUCCACAAAGUAAGAAAACAGAUCUAACCACGGUGAGCCCCUCACAAAGUGGAUUAACAAACCUGGAUUAUGGCUUAUGCAAACGAAGACAAAUGCCUCCACGGCUAAGAAAAAAUCAAGCAUAUCAGCUAGAAGGAUCCCCAGAAGAUAGUGGGAUUGGAAGCAGCUUUCUCACUAGUCCGCGCGUUUUCUCUAGAAUUUCAGGAUCGCGAAAUUCAGGUCCUGGUGAACAAGGACAAAUUAUCAGUCUACCUGGUUUCGGUCGGAUGGAACAGUACCACACACCAGACGCCUCUUUCGUGGCUUUACUUGAUCAUCAGAGAAAGUCUGCUGCGGAACGAAACUCACCCAUCAAUAAUGGCCCACUACCGCCUAUUCCCCCCAAAGGGAACUAUCAGGAUACCUUUGAACGUAAUCGAAAACGUACAAUCAGUCCUAGUUUGGAGUCAAGUGGACUGAUGAAACUGGGUAUGGAAAAUGGAGUCUAUCAAAAACCGUCCAUUGCGACCAAGGAGCCCGUUGUGGUAUUUGCCAUUCAGGCAUUUCUUAAACAGCAUGACGAUGAAUUGAGUAUGGUAGAAAAUGAGCGAUUUCUGGUGCUCGAUUUUAACCCUCCCGAUUCUCAGUCAUAUGCUGGACCUGAGAACAAAAGAUGGCUGGUCACUAGAAUCGACCCACGAUUUCAUUGUUUAGUUGGAAUGCGAAAUGUACAAGGUUUGGUUCCAGCUCGACUGUUAGAACUAUUCAAAAUUGCCCCUGAUCAGCAUCCGGCUUGGUGUUUUGUGGAUCGGGAGGAGGCUGAUCGAAUGCUCUUAAGUAUGGGCAAUCCUUGUGGAACGUAUUUGCUAAGACCAUCCUCAGAUACAAGCAACGCGUUUGCGCUGUCCGUGCGAUGUUUCGACGUGCAAUCACAAAUGUGGCUGGUGAAACACUAUCGAGUCCGGUAUAAGCCAGGUGAGGAUCACUACUUCGUGUUUCGUCGUGCUGCAUUCAACACAGUCGAACAAUUGAUCAAUCAUCAUUCAGGUUUGAGUUCCAAGGAGGUGAGAGAUCACGUUUGUUCCGGACAUCGUUUACCCCGUCCCACUAUGAAAGUUCGCCUGGGGAACUCCACUCUGGACACAUUGGACAUACUGAAUGCGGAAACUGAUUCCACGGUUUCGCGAUGUCCUCUAGAUUUAUACACGCAAAUGCUUCAGUGUUGGCACAUUGAACCGGAAUGCAGACCGACAUUCCAUGAAGUGAACGCGUAUUUGAUCAAUUACGUUUUGAAAUUCAGAGGAACGUAA
This is a messenger RNA of Echinostoma caproni, 1638 nucleotides long. NCBI's taxonomy places the organism in Eukaryota, Metazoa, Platyhelminthes, Trematoda, Plagiorchiida, Echinostomatidae. The record is from the annotation of a GenBank genome assembly.